AAUUUGGGUCAGACCACAUUUUGCGUGCGUAAUUUCCUUAACCUAAAACCCUAGUUUUCCCCUGAUGUUCUUCUUUCUUCCGCUAAAACCCUAGCUCAGUUUUUUUUUCUUAUUUUACAAAUCAAUUCAUCGAACUAAAUUUACAAAAAAGAGGAAAGAAAUUAGGGACUUAAUGGAGAUGAACAUUGCAACAGAAGAUCAAAAUGAAGAAAAUUUGAGACGCGUUCAAGUUCGCUUCAUAACAAAGCUAAAACCUCCUCUGAAAGUACCGAACACUUCAAUUGCAAUCCCUUCUAAUCUCACUCGCUUUGGCCUCUCCUCUGUUGUAAACAACUUACUUCAAGCUGUGAAUUCUGAGUGCCAACCUCAGCCCUUUGAUUUUUUUAUCAAUGGCGAGCUCAUUCGCAUGACGCUUGAACAGUUUCUUCUGGCCAAGGGCAUUUCUGCGGAGAAGAUAUUGGAAAUUGAAUACAUAAAGGCAGUGGUUCCACAGAAGGAGGAAGGGCCUUCUUUACAUGAUGACUGGGUUAGUGCAGUUGAUGGCUCUAAUCCUGGGUUCAUCUUGACCGGUUCCUAUGAUUGUUUAGGAAGGGUGUGGAAAAACGUGGGAUUGUGUACCCAUAUAUUGGAAGGACACAGUGGUGCAUUAUCUUCCAUUAGUAUCAUUAACUCUGAUGGUAUGAGAGAUGUCACUGUUGCCACUGCUUCAAAAGAUCGGACUGUGAGAUUGUGGAAGUUUGAUGCAGAGGAGGUCAUUAAUCAUCCUAAGAAGAUAAAGGCCUUCAAUAUUUUGCAUGGGCAUAAAGCAUCUGUACAGAGCAUUGCUCCAAAGACUUCGGGAGACAUGGUUUGUUCUGGUUCUUGGGAUUGUACAAUUAAUUUAUGGUGGACAAAUCAGUCUAAUGCAGAAGGUGAUCAAGUGUCAAUCAAGAAAAGAAAAGUGAAUAAUCAAACUGAUGAAUCUCAGUUGGAGGCAGAAGCUGUGUCUACACUUGUGGGCCAUACACAAUGUGUAUCGUCUGUGGUUUGGCCAGAACAUGAAACAAUCUAUUCUGCAUCUUGGGAUCAUUCUGUUAGAAGAUGGGAUGUUGAGACAGGCAAAGAUCUUUCAGAUAUAUUCUGUGGGAAAGUUCUUCAUUGCGUCGAUGUUGGAGGUGAAGGUUCUGCCCUCAUUGCUGCUGGUGGUUCCGACCCGAUUCUUAGGAUCUGGGAUCCUCGUAAACCUGGAACAUCUGCUCCUGUGUUUCAGUUCUCAUCUCACAGUUCUUGGAUUUCGGCUUGCAAGUGGCACAAUAAAUCCUGGUUCCAUUUAAUUACUGCAUCUUAUGAUGGGAAAGUUAUGUUAUGGGAUCUGAGAACUGCAUGGCCUCUAGCUGUCAUUGAUUCUCACAAAGACAAGGUAUUCAGUGCUGACUGGUGGAGAGGUGACAGUAUAAUCAGCGGUGGGGCAGACUCUAAGCUUUGCAUUUCUUCUGGUGUAUCUAUACAGUGAGUUAACAAAAGUGAGAUCGUUGAUCUUCUCAUGGAGGAGGGGUGGUUUUUACAGACUGUGAAUGGUAUUGCAUAACACACCUUUUUUGGUUCAGAAGAUAAACAUCUUAGCCGAGUUAUAACCUCAAGGAAUGAUAUGGAGAGGGAUACAUACAUACUGUUCAUGUAUUAAGUUGGAGGUCAGUUGGGAUGUAUUAAGUUUGAUCCUAUGUUGUACUCAAUUUUGUUCAAGGAGCUUCAAAUUUCUAAAAUAGGAUUGAACUACUGUCCUUAAUUUAAUGUUGUUUUCUUCCAUUUAACUAUUAUACCUUACUUUAUCACAUGAUUUGAUAUGUCAAUAUCUAUCGCAAAGUUCUGAGAA
Molecule: messenger RNA, 1852 nt
Organism: Mangifera indica (mango)
Lineage: Eukaryota; Viridiplantae; Streptophyta; Magnoliopsida; Sapindales; Anacardiaceae
Product: ribosome biogenesis protein WDR12 homolog
Exons: 14
Coding region: 173-1492 (439 amino acids)
Biological process (GO): ribosome biogenesis
Cellular component (GO): preribosome, large subunit precursor
Molecular function (GO): protein binding
Source: RefSeq, a predicted model, not a curated record